Phaedon cochleariae (mustard beetle) is the source of this 1629-nucleotide messenger RNA. Lineage: Eukaryota; Metazoa; Arthropoda; Insecta; Coleoptera; Chrysomelidae. The record is from the annotation of a GenBank genome assembly.
CAAAAAAUACCAUUUCCAAAUCAAAUGUCAAUUAGUGUUUUCGAUGUCGUUAUAUUAUGGUCAAAUCUAUUAGUCAGAUGUUAAUUUUGAAUUCUGUUUGUUCACCUACAUAAUGAUAUAUCAUUAACAUUAUGUAUCUCAUAGCUGUCAGUGUAAAGUGAUUUCAUACCAGAAUGAAAUUGAUUAUGAAAAGUGAAUAUUAAUGUUCCACCAAAAAAAAUCCCAAAUUAUGGUCGCUAUGAUGAAAUCAGUCUUCUUCAUUCUACUCACAUUGACGAAUUUCUAUGUUUCACUUGCUCUGGAAUCACUAACCGCAGAAAUGUGGGACGAAAUAACGAAAUUUCUAGAAGAAAAUUCUACCGAUUCCAAACUCAAUUUGGACCCGAAUUUGGGAAACAACCCGAAAGACGAUUGUCAACACGAGUGCGUGCCAUUUUAUCUCUGCCGAAACGGCACCAUAAACACCGAUGGUAGUGGUAUACUCGAUAUCAGGCAAAAGGACGGCCCUUGUUCCAACAUGUUCGAGGUGUGCUGCAGACGAGAAGACAUCUCCUCUACUCCCCUAACCACCACCCCCUCUCCAAUUUCCUAUCCCAGGGGAUGUGGUUAUCGCCGCCCCAACGGUCUAGGCGUCAAAAUAAUAGGCGACGAACUCAACGAGUCCCAAAUCGGGGAAUUCCCGUGGAUGGUAGCCGUCAUACCAGAAAAGGAAAUGCUUAAGCUCGUCAGCAAACCGAAAUGCGGGGGAGCCCUCAUCCACUCCAGGGCAGCCAUUACCGUAGCCCACUGCGUUUCGAACCGAGCAGAGAGGUUCGUCAUCAGAGCAGGCGACUGGGACAUCAGCACUGACACCGAACCGUACACUCCUCAAGACGUAGCUGUUAAGUCUGUGAAACUUCAUCCAGAGUUCCAUCCCAAAAGGUUGACCAACGAUAUAGCUAUUCUCUACCUGGAGGAUGCUGUGAAGAUCACUGCGAACGUGGACGUCAUUUGCUUGCCCAGACAGAAUCAACAGCAUCUCUUUGGCUUGAGCAAUUGCAUAGCUACUGGCUGGGGCAAAGACAGGUUCGAUGAGCCUGCUGGGCCUCACAAGAUCCUCAAGAAGCUUCACCUGCCUGUGGUGCCUAGUUUGGCCUGCCAGCACAGCCUCAGGCACACCAGGCUGGGUCCACAUUUCAAUCUUCACAAGAGCUUCAUGUGCGCAGGGGGUGAGAAGGGAAGAGACACGUGUAGCGGCGAUGGGGGUAGUCCCUUGGUGUGUCCCUUGGAGGGAGAGGAGGGGAGGUACUACCAGGCGGGGAUAGUGUCUUGGGGUAUCGGCUGUGGCGAGGAGAAUGUACCAGGGGUUUAUGUUGAUGUGGCGAUGUUCAGAGAUUGGAUCGACCAGCAAUUGGAGUUCUACGGACUGCUGGAGAAUAAUGAUGGGGGUCGAUUAAAGUUGAAUGGAAGAUUUCGGAUGAGAUUUGAUAUGGAUGAGAAUUUUAGUGAACAUUGAAUGGGCCAGGAACUGCGGUUGUUUUAGGCCAAAUUCGAAGCACGUAUAUUUAUUUCAACUUUUAUCAUCUUUUAUAUAAAGCACUAAUAAAAAUAUUUGUACACUCUGUUCCGAAAUUCGACCAAAAAUUCGCG